This is a messenger RNA of Metschnikowia bicuspidata var. bicuspidata NRRL YB-4993, 1037 nucleotides long. RefSeq names its product septin (gene CDC10). Gene Ontology annotation, cellular component: septin ring; cell division site; septin complex. The transcript has a single exon. Gene Ontology annotation, molecular function: GTPase activity; molecular adaptor activity; GTP binding. Bases 40 to 1002 code for a protein of 320 amino acids. The record is from RefSeq and is a predicted model, not a curated record. Gene Ontology annotation, biological process: cytoskeleton-dependent cytokinesis. Lineage: Eukaryota; Fungi; Ascomycota; Pichiomycetes; Serinales; Metschnikowiaceae.
GAAAACAGAUUGUUAAAAAAGGGCUUUGCCUUUAAUGUUAUGGCCGUGGGCCGCUCAGGUAUGGGCAAAACCACCUUGGUAAACACCUUGUUUUCUUCCCAGUUGGCCACUACCCUGGGCCGCCACAAUGCUGACGAGCCUGCAGAGAAAACCACGGAGAUCAAGGUGCAUUCCCAUCUUUUGGCGGAGAACAACGUUCGCUUGAACAUCAAUGUUAUCGACACCCCCGGCUUCGGAGACCAGAUCAACAACGAGAAGUGCUGGGAUCUCUUGGUAAAGUACAUCAAGGAGCAACACUCGCAGUACUUGCGCAAGGAGUUGAGUGCACAGAGACCAAAGCAUAUUCCGGACUCGAGAGUGCACUGCAUUUUGUACUUCAUCCCGCCCAGCAGCGGCUCGGGAUUGAAGGCCUUGGACGUGCAGGCAUUGAAGCGUUUGUCGGAGAUUGCCAACGUCGUGCCCAUCAUUGCCAAGAGCGACUCAUUGACUUUGAGCGAGCGUGCCACUUUAAAGAAAGUGCUACAGAAUGACUUCAUCAAGCACAACUUGAACAUCUACCCAUACGACAGCGAGGACUUGUCCAAGGACGAGAGGCAGUUGAAUGAAGACAUCAAGUCUUUGAUUCCUUUUGCUGUUGUUGGCUCGGACCACGAGAGCGAGAUCAACGGCGAGGUGGUUCGUUGCCGCAAGUCCAAGUGGGGCGCCAUCAACAUCGAGGACGUGUCUCAGUGCGAGUUUGUGUUCUUAAGAGAUUUCUUAACCAGAACCCACUUGCAGGACUUGGUUGAAACCACCGCUUUGACCCACUACGAGAGCUUCAGGUCCAAGCAGUUGAUUGCUUUGAAGGAGAACGCCAACAACCCAAACAGGCAGUCUGUUCCUGGCGUCAAGCCCCACGGAUUGCAGCAAAACAACAUGGCUGCUGCUGGUCAGAACCCAGUUCAGGGCCACCCUCAAUCUAUGGUGAAUGCCGUUUCCCAGAGCACCGUCACUGCCGGUUAAACAGCGCAGCGCGGUCUGGUCCGCCUGGAAUCUAU